AUUAGAUGGAAUGGACUGCGCUAGCGAGAGUCCAUUCUAUCCGUUGUAUGAAAGAGACCCAACGUGUUCAGUUGAAUUAGUUACCAGACUUGCGACAAUCUUUUACCACGUAGAAGCAACUUUACCCCAGAAUUACGACAGCGAAUGAUCAACACUCAUCACGCCGCAGAAACAAGGCAAGAAAGACACCGAUAACAGAACAAACUGCCAAAUUAUCGGGUAGGAGACGGAGUUUUUGUAAGAGAAGUAGUCGUCUCGCAGAGAAUAAAACUAAAAUUAGCACUUCGAUAGUCAGGAAUGUAUCGUAUAACAGAAGUACCAAGUCUCGUUAAUUAUCAAAUAUAAAGUCUUAACAUAAAAAAGAAGUUACGCGUUCAAGUAGACCGAAUAAAACCCGCAAUCGCUAAAAAUGAGUUUGAACUUGGCAACGAAAUAACGGUAGACCAAAAAGAUGUAUUACGGGGAGACAAUAGACCCUUGGGACAAAUUUAUCUUCACUUCUAUAACCACUCCUCAAUUGGAAGAACAACCAGAACAGGAAAACAAUGUGGAAAGUGAUAUGGAAAUAGAAACUGAUAGCUGGAAUAAAACCUGUCUAUGGCGGACAACUUGUUGUGACGGACAACAACCUGGAUUGGCGGACACUAACCUUUUUUUAAAUGGGGUCUUCACCUGAUAAUUCUUUGCAGGAGAAAGGGACUCGCGAUUUGACAAUUUUGCAAGGCCUCAAGAAUUUGAAGCCUCGUACUUAGAGGGUCAACUUUACUAUAUUUGCUAAAUUUAAUCCUCCCCGUUUUUUCGCUGAGAUUACUAAAACUAAGACAGGUUAGAUAAAAUGAUUUUUAUGAUAGACUCUUCUCUUCUUAAUUGAUUUGUCUCAUGCAAUUUAUUGUGUAAACUUCUACACUGCUCACCUGAGAUUCGUCACAAAAAUAAACGCCAAUUUCCUAUUGCUUUUUUCCUGAUUGCUGGUUGUAAGGACCGAACCCAACGGAGUCAGCGCCUUACAAAUUAUAUCUGCACUUUUCAAGUCGUGUACAUUUUGAAGAUCGGCUGUGUAACAAGGUUGUCGAUUGUUUCUUUACUAAUGUAAGUUUGCCGACGUUGAGGGGGAAAAAGUCUAUCUCACGUCAGAAUGAGCCGAAAGGAGGAUGCACACGCGGCGCGGCAAGGAAAAGCGGUGUCGCAAACGCGUCUUCGCCGCGCGGCAGCACGACCACACAAGCGGCAAACGCAAAUCUCUCUACAUUUCGGCGCAAGCGCAAAAUAUUCAAGAUGGCGGGUGAUUCUAAUUCUGCUGCUCUUCUUAUGUUUACAAAUUUCGUUUUGUAUACUUCACUUUAUGUCUCUAGAAGACGUCGACAAAGAAGAUUUGACCGGAGAUUUUGGAUCAGAGAGAUUUUCUUAGAUCGAGAGAGAACUGGUGUACAAAAUGCACUUAUUCCUCGUCUAAGAUCUUUCGACAAAGAAUAUUACUUCGAUUUCCUCAGGAUGUCUCCCGAAAAGUUUGACGAACUAUUAAAUAAACUUGGACCGAAGAUAACUAGGCAAAAUACCAGAUGGAGAGACGCAAUACCUGCGAGUGAUAGACUUGCUGUAACAUUGAGAUAUUUGGCAUCAGGAGAAACGUUUCGAAGCCUUUCCUAUUCCUUUAGAAUGGGAAGAUCAACUGUGGGAAAAAUUGUAAAAGAAACUUGCACGGGUAUUUGGGAAGAAUUAUCUAAAGAUUUUGUACAUUUUCCCACAACUCCAGAAGAAUGGAUAAAUAUUGCUUCUGGUUUUGAACAGAAAUGGCAAUUUCCCCAUUGCUUAGGUGCAAUUGACGGGAAACAUGUUAUUAUAGAAUGCCCGUUUAACACAGGAAGCUUAAACUUUAAUUAUAAAAAUAGCUUUAGUAAAGUUUUAUUAGCAGCCUGUGAUGCACACUAUCGGUUUAUCUUUGUGGACAUCGGAAGCUAUGGUAGUGAGAGUGAUGGGGGAAUUUUUUCUAGGUCAAGAUUUGGCCAAGGUUUAUGCCAAAAUGAAUUUCACUUACCAGAGCCUAUGAGAUUGUCAAAUGGUGUUGAACUUCCUUACUUUUUUGUGGGUGAUGAAGCCUUUCCAUUAACAACAUACCUUAUGAGGCCUUACCCACGAAAAAAUAAAAAUUUAAUGUGGAAACAGAAAAUUUUUAAUUACCGUCUUUCUAGAGCCAGACGAGUGAUUGAAAAUUCGUUUGGAAUUUUAAGUAGUAGAUGGAGAAUUUAUAGGCGACCAAUUAAAUUAAGUGAGGAGAACAUUGACAAUGUUAUAAAAGCGACAGUAUGCUUGCAUAAUUAUUUGCUGACAGGACCAACCAGAAAUGAAUAUUGUCCUGUUGGAUUAACCGAUGCAGAAGAUUGGCAAGGUAGAGUUGUAUCAGGCCAAUGGAGAAGUGAAAAUGAAGGAAGUAAUGGGCUUGGUAAGAUCAAUAGACUUGGUGCAAACCAUUACUCUCAAAAGUCAAAUGACAUUAGAAAAUAUUUAACAGAAUAUUUUGUAAAUGAUGGAGCACUGCCCUGGCAGAAUACUGUCAUAAAUUAAAUUUUCUGUUAUAAAAAGUAUAUUCAUUUUAAAUAAAAUUUUUAAUGAUAUUUGCAAAAGUGAGUUGUUUUUGAAUAUUGUAGAUUUUGAUUUUCAUAUAAGAUAUUUGCUAUAUAGAAAUUUUAAGAUUAUAUAUCUAAAUAAUUUUGCAUUUUAUAACUGCAAAUAGGAUGUUAUCUGUAAUAAUUAUAUAUAGAUUCCAUUAACUACUUUAUAAAUAAAAUUUGACCGAUCGUUACAACCAAUCAAAAAUGAUAUGAUAUGAUAUCAUAGACUGUAUACAAGCUUUAUAUAUUUUAUCAACUGUCAUUCUAUUGAAAAACAUACAACAACAAAGUGAACUUAGAAAACAUACUUUUUAUU
This is a messenger RNA of Centruroides sculpturatus (bark scorpion), 2925 nucleotides long. Its product is annotated as protein ALP1-like. Lineage: Eukaryota; Metazoa; Arthropoda; Arachnida; Scorpiones; Buthidae. The record is from RefSeq and is a predicted model, not a curated record. Bases 1276 to 2562 code for a protein of 428 amino acids. The transcript is spliced from 3 exons.